Messenger RNA from Haemonchus placei, 399 nucleotides. The record is from the annotation of a GenBank genome assembly. Lineage: Eukaryota; Metazoa; Nematoda; Chromadorea; Rhabditida; Trichostrongylidae.
AUGAUGGAGGGACUGGGUAUCCAGGUGACCUGUUUACUUUUCUGGGGUCUCUAUGCUAUCAACCCGGAAUUGGUUAUGCCUGAAUGGAUCGCAAGUCUGAUUCCUAGAUGGCUGAAUCACGUCACCCAUACCCUUCCUAUUCUGUAUAUUGGGCUCGAACAAUAUUUAUUUUCCAGAGAAGGUGUUUCCCAUAGAAAUUCGGCAUUAAUGGCUCUCAUGCAUACUACAAUCUACUAUGCUAUAGUCUACAUCGUUCGCAUUGUUGAUGGCUACUGGUUGUAUCCAGUUUUUGAACUGCUCUCAGUAGGGCAUCAUUUCGUCGCUUUCAUUGUGUCUACACUUGGGUACUACCUGUUGAUAAGGCUUUCGAUUGCUCUGUCGAAGUAUCUUUCAGGUUAG